GGUUAGCGGGCAGGGACCGGGAACACACACUGAGAGGGAGGCAUGGACAGGGAGACUGUGUCCAGGUGAGCUGCUGGGGACGGACAGAGGGACACCGAGAGCUGACAUCUGCACUGGAGCAGCUUGGGAGCUGACGUACAGAGAGGGGGACGAUGUGGAGAGAGACAAUAACACUCUGCCUCUACCUACUGGCAGGUGUGACAGCGGAGAUUGAGAUUGAGUUGGCGAGUACAGUGAGUGUGGUCGUUGGGGAAGAUGCCAACCUGACAGUGAGCUACAGCAGCACCUCCCGGCCUCACGUCACCUGGUCCUCAGGAGAUGUCUUUGCCUUUUGGAACAUUGGCGAGAAUACAUCCGUGAGUGUUUCAGCUGAAUACGAGGAUCGGCUGAUGGUGAACACCAGCACAGCGUCCAUUGUCAUUGCCCGCACCCGGUUAACCGACAGCAGCCUGUACUCUGUCUCCCUCAGUGCCGUGGGAGAGAGACCAACCAGCCGGAACGUCACCCUCAGGGUCUACGAGCUGAUCACUGAUGUCAGGGUGGCAGUGCCCACGUCUGAUAUUGAGGAGGGUGACCCGGACAUCGUGUUGACCUGUGCCAUGAACUCGGGGACCUGGGAUUUGCUGAGCUGGCGUAAGGAUGGAGAGAUGAUCCAGGGAGAUUCCCGCCGGAUCCUGGCCGGUAAUGAGUUAACCAUUCGGAAGGUGAUCCGAGGGGAUACCGGAUCCUAUUCCUGCUUCGUUCAGAAUCCCUUCAGCAACGGCAGCGCCCAGGGCUCGCUCAGUGUUUACUAUGGCCCUGAUGUGCCCAGGGUCACCAUCACCUCGCCCGGUGACCCCAGCCCGGAGAGCUACGUCCUGGUGAACUCCACGGUGACCCUGAACUGCAGCAGCGCCUCGGAGCCAGAGGCCGGCUACGUGUGGAGCGUCGGGGAGAGCGGGAAUACCGAGGUCCCACAGGGCGCCGUCCUCACCCUGCACCACAUCCGCCUCGACCAGGCCGGAACCUACAGCUGCAUCGCCACCAACCCCCGGCUCUCCCGGAGCGUCCGCAAGUCCCUCAUCCUCAACGUCUACG
Molecule: messenger RNA, 1077 nt
Organism: Hemiscyllium ocellatum (epaulette shark)
Lineage: Eukaryota; Metazoa; Chordata; Chondrichthyes; Orectolobiformes; Hemiscylliidae
Product: V-set and immunoglobulin domain-containing protein 10-like
Exons: 4
Source: RefSeq, a predicted model, not a curated record